AUGGCUGGUCCUAGUCACGGGACUCAACACUCCGAACAGAGCUCUCGGUCUUCGUCUUUCGCCGAAGUCAGCUCAUCAAGCUCGUACACUGGAUCCCCUCUCGAAGCGUUUGGGGACAUUCCUCCUCGACAAACUCCAUGCAUGGUUGGGCACACAUCGAGCUAUUUCGAUAGCCUCGCUCGAUCACGGAUUAUUGCUGUAAUGGCACUAAAUAUCUUUGUCUACGAGACUCCUCUCAAUUCCCAUCGCGACACAUGGGUCUGCCCCUUCUCCAAUUGCAAGCAAUCAUUUCCGGAUCCCAAGGCUAUGAUGUCCCAUGCGGCAAAAUGCACUCAUGUUUCUGCCAGCGGCGCCUACUGUAACUGCUGCGGUUGUUACUACGACUUCCCUGGUCAACGCCCAGCUUGUCUGACACGAGACGGCGACACCGCGCCUGCGAUUGUCAAAGACUCUGCCAUGACAAAGGGGAAACGGAAGAUUCAAGACUUCCUGUCCCGUCGCUCUGGGUCAGCAUCUUCCUCCCAGGAACAGCUGGCUACUGUCAACGCAUCUAAUGCGUGCCCGUUUUUCGCAGUGGAGUGGCAGAUGGAUCCCAUGCCUGCUUCUCGAAAAGCGUCUGCAUUUUUAGAAAUCAGUACUACGGGUCUUUCUCCGGGUCACCAAUCUGGCCAUGAGCCUGCAGAGCUCUGUGCUGAUCCUCCAAUCGUCGAGAUUGGUAACUCCAGUAUCCUCCCAGGUCACUCUGGCUUCCCAUCACACACAGAUUCGCACAUGCCACAACAUCUGAGCCAGUCAACAAUCUCUACACUGUCUACGACUGGCUAUGUGGAGGCGACUGUUCCGGAUUUUGGCGAUGUUUGUAUGUCGCCAACGGAAUAUUCCACAGGGGACAAUUGCGAUAUCAUCUCACAGCAGACGUACCAUGGCAGCCUUUCAUAUGGCAGUGGUGAUAAUUGUUUUCAUUCCAUUGAUCAGUCUCAAGAUUUAGUUCAAGACUCACCCUUGAACGUGGAUGUUCCGCUGAUUGAGGCCGAAGCGUUUGACUUUGACCAAUUUGUUGUCCCAUCAGAAGAAUCGCAAGGUCUUAUGGUCGAUGUGCCGAACUUUUCACGCCCACGGUUGCCAUUAUCAUCCGGACAAAGUGGCCAGGCUUCGCCAUCUGGCAACCACCAUCUGCAUCAGCGGGUAGAUGUCAUACCUACAGCCAUGGCUCAUGACCAACAUCACCAUGGGGAAUUCUUUGGGCUCCCCGAUCUUCCCGCGGAAGAACAGUACUACUUCGAUGUAGGAAUUACAAGCGACAAUGCGCAGUCCCUUCAAACUCAAAAAGCAGCGUGGGUGACAAACGUUGCACCAGCUCGACUUUCACCACGGCUCCCUGUAUUGAAUCCGGAAGACGACGGAGAGAUCAUUUGCCCGGCGUGUGACUACAGGCCAAGAGGCGCAAAAGCGUAUAGAAAAGCCAAUUUUAAUAAGCACUGGAAGAACAAACACGAGGAGGCGUUGCCAUGGAUUUGCGAAUGUGGGAGAGCCUGUAAAAGGAGGGAUAAUCUCUUGGUUCACCAGCGUAACGUCUGCGGCAAGCCCAACGCCCGGCGGCCGCUAGGGUAUCAGAGAAGAAAGCAUGCUCAGCGAUCUGGACUAAUGGGAAGACCUCUACUUGAUGUUGCUUAA
Fusarium pseudograminearum CS3096 is the source of this 1674-nucleotide messenger RNA. RefSeq lists its product as uncharacterized. The coding region runs from base 1 to 1674 and encodes 557 amino acids. The transcript is spliced from 2 exons. NCBI's taxonomy places the organism in Eukaryota, Fungi, Ascomycota, Sordariomycetes, Hypocreales, Nectriaceae. The record is from RefSeq and is a predicted model, not a curated record.